AUACAGGACUUCGCGUACGUUCACUUUGUGGAACGUGCGCGCAGCUGAUCUUUCUUUAUUUGCCAGGAAAAGAUGGCAGCGUCCGUGUGCCGAGUCGGGAGCACGGUGGGUCGAGCCCUAGCCAAAGCACGUAGCCCCAUCCUGCUGUCUCUGCGGCGUGGCCAGGCGACGGUGACCUAUGCCCAGAGCCUUCUAGGAGCUCCGGAGACCCGUCUCACUGCCCUGGACAAUGGCCUGAGGAUCGCAUCCGAGGAGACUGGACAUGACACAUGCACUGUUGGGUUGUGGAUCAACUGUGGAAGUCGCUACGAGACUGAGAAGAACAAUGGAGCUGGGUUCUUCCUGGAGCAUAUGGCUUUCAAGGGGACAAAGAAGCACCCCCAGAUGGCCCUGGAGCAGCAGGUGGAGUCCAUGGGUGCUCACCUGAGUGCAUACACUUCCCGGGAGCACACUGCCUACUACAUGAAGACCCUGGCCAAGGACCUGCCCAAAGCGGUGGCGCUGUUAUCUGAGGUGCUGCAGAGCAAUGCCCUGAGCGAGGCUGACAUUGAGCAGCAGAGGAGUGUAGUGCUGAAAGAGCUGGAGGAGGUGGAGGGCAGUCUGCAGGACGUGUGUCUGGACCUGCUGCACGCUACAGCUUUCCAGGGCACCCCCUUAGGACACAGUGUUCUGGGGCCAUCCCAAAAUGCCAGGACUUUGAGUCGACAGGAUCUGGUAGAUUUCAUCAGGAGCCACUACAAGGCCCCCCGCAUGGUGCUGGCAGCUGCUGGAGGUGUGACUCACGAGGAGCUGGUUGGGUUGGCCAAGCAGCACUUCAGUGGUGUUUCCUUUGAGUACGAGGAUGAUGCUGUGCCUGUUCUGUCCCCCUGCCGCUUCUCUGGCAGCGAGAUCCGCAUGCGUGAUGACGAUAUGCCCCUGGCACACAUUGCCAUCGCCGUGGAGGGUGCCAGUGCCGCCAGCCCAGACAUAGUGCCUCUCAUGGUGGCCAACUCCAUCAUUGGCAGCUAUGACAUCACUUUCGGUGGUGGAAAGCACCUGAGCAGUCGCCUGGCUCGUCUAGCCUCAGAGGAGAGUCUGUGCCACAGCUUCCAGGCCUUCCACUCCUCCUACAGUGACACUGGUCUGCUGGGCAUCUACUUUGUCACUGACAAACACCACAUCGACGACAUGAUGCACUGGUCACAGAACGCAUGGAUGAACUUGUGCACCACAGUGACAGAGAGUGACAUUGCCAGAGCCAAGAAUGCCCUCAAGGCCAGCCUGGUGGGACAGCUCAACGGAACGACACCGAUAUGUGAUGACAUCGGCAGACAUGUCCUGAACUACGGCCGCCGUAUCCCUCUGGCUGAGUGGGACGUCCGCAUCAACGCUGUGACGCCCAAGAUGGUGCGUGACGUCUGCUCCAAAUACAUCUAUGACAAGUGUCCCGCCGUUUCUGCUGUUGGCCCUAUUGAGCAGCUGCCUGACUACAACAGGAUGCGCAGUGCCAUGUACUGGCUCCGCUUAUAAGAUCCCCCAUAGUGUUGCUACGCUCCUCCACUUCCAUACUCCUCCCAUCACUGCAAGAGUAAAGAACCGAGAACUGCCUCAGCUCAUUAGCACAGACCAGUAUGGACUCCAGGCCUUCUCUCCAUCUCUCCUCUCACUACUUCAGUUCUAGUUGGUUAUGAGGGAGAGAACCAUGGUGUUGAGGGUGUGCAUAAGUUGAGUGUUCCAUUUCCUUGUAUUUGUCACUGAUGAUCUUGAAAGAUUGUAAUACAGAAGAUUGUUAGUAUCACUGAGCCUUUUCAGGCACCUGGUACUGCUCUGGAGAACAGAGGGGGACACCUGAACACAUGCAGUGACGCAUAUACUGUACAAUCAUAGCACUGUACAACCAGUUGUGGAGAAGUAUUUAUGAAUUGAGGUAAUGUUUUGUUUCUGUCCUAUUGUACAUAAACUCAUUCUGACAUUCAAGUAAAA
Salvelinus fontinalis (brook trout) is the source of this 1962-nucleotide messenger RNA. RefSeq names its product cytochrome b-c1 complex subunit 1, mitochondrial-like. NCBI's taxonomy places the organism in Eukaryota, Metazoa, Chordata, Actinopteri, Salmoniformes, Salmonidae. The transcript is spliced from 12 exons. Gene Ontology annotation, molecular function: metal ion binding. The coding region runs from base 73 to 1509 and encodes 478 amino acids. The record is from RefSeq and is a predicted model, not a curated record. Gene Ontology annotation, cellular component: mitochondrion.